AUGGAGAUUCGUAGCGCAACUCUCUCGGUUGACUUUUCGUCCAUUCAUACUGCCGAUCCAGAAGAUAUGACUUCCCAGAAGGAGGAACCUCCCAUUCACUGUGAAGAACCGGUCUCGCCGGCAUAUAGAGAUUCCCUGGCCCAAGUACGUCAUCUGAUCUCAGCGAUUUUCCCAGACAGCGAUGUCGGGUAUACAGACUACUCCCAGGUUCUGGACCGACUCUGUCACUGCUACGAUGUCGUAUUUGGCGGCACCUCCCAACUGCCAGAGUCCCAACUCUGGCCCCAAAUCUUCGGUUGGUUGUACACACUGCCGGAUCUCUUUUUAUCAGAUGCGCAACAGCGCAGGCCAGUUGCCUUGGUGGUGUUUGCCUUUUUUACGGUCUUGCUGAAGCGACUGGAUCCGGCGUGGUUUAUCCGUGGGUGGCCUGAACAUGUCAUCAAUAGCAUUUAUAACAACCUUGAUGAGCAUCAUCGGGAAUAUGUCCAGUGGCCGGUGGAGCAAAUAGGUCGACUGUCCGACAGUUUACCUUUAUCAAGGAUUGAUGCCCCUUGA
Molecule: messenger RNA, 555 nt
Organism: Aspergillus viridinutans
Lineage: Eukaryota; Fungi; Ascomycota; Eurotiomycetes; Eurotiales; Aspergillaceae
Exons: 1
Coding region: 1-555 (184 amino acids)
Biological process (GO): regulation of transcription by RNA polymerase II
Molecular function (GO): DNA-binding transcription factor activity, RNA polymerase II-specific
Source: RefSeq, a predicted model, not a curated record